This is a messenger RNA of Penicillium argentinense, 702 nucleotides long. Its product is annotated as GPI anchored serine-threonine rich family protein. The transcript is spliced from 2 exons. Lineage: Eukaryota; Fungi; Ascomycota; Eurotiomycetes; Eurotiales; Aspergillaceae. The coding region runs from base 1 to 702 and encodes 233 amino acids. The record is from RefSeq and is a predicted model, not a curated record.
AUGCGCUUCACCAUUCUCGCCUCCACCUUUUUCGCUGUCCUCGCCGCCGCCGCCGGUAAGGACAAUGCCUUCAACAACCCGCCCGGUGGCUACACCUUCACGGCCGGCGAAUCGACCACUGUGACCUGGGACAACCUGAGCCCCGGCACAAUCUCCCUGCGUCUGCAGUGGGGCUCUGUUACGACUCCCACCUCUGGCACGGCUAUUGCCUCUAGCAUCGACAACACGGGCACCUACACCUGGUCCGUCCCAACCGACCUGGUCGCAGACCGCAAGUACACCAUUGAAAUUAUCAACGACAACGACCUGGAAGACUACAACUUCCUGCCCUACUUCACUGUCGCCGGCGCGACCGGCUCAGCCUCGACUGCCGCUGCGACCACUACCAGCAAGGCUGCGACUACCACUACUGAGGCAAGCACUACUACCGAGGCGAGCACCUCGACCUCGACCGAGGCUACCACCUCCAGCUCUGCUGCCAGCACCGCUACCACCGCUACCACCAUGACCACCGCCAGCAGCAAGACCAGCAGCUCCGCCGCGUCCAGCACCGCGACCGAGACUAGCUCCAGCUCCGCUAGCUCCAGCUCGGCCUCUGCCUCCGCCUCCUCGACCGAUGUGCCCAACUCCAAUGCUGGUGUCGUCAACUCUGUGUCGGGCGGUAUGCUUGCUCUCGUUGCGGGUGCCAUUGCCCUGGUCUAA